Molecule: messenger RNA, 537 nt
Organism: Sorghum bicolor (sorghum)
Lineage: Eukaryota; Viridiplantae; Streptophyta; Magnoliopsida; Poales; Poaceae
Product: ethylene-responsive transcription factor ERF015
Exons: 1
Coding region: 1-537 (178 amino acids)
Biological process (GO): response to stress; positive regulation of DNA-templated transcription
Cellular component (GO): nucleus
Molecular function (GO): DNA-binding transcription factor activity; transcription cis-regulatory region binding
Source: RefSeq, a predicted model, not a curated record
AUGGCGCGGGUGCCGAGGGGUAGUUGGAUGGCGAGGAGGCGAGAGCUGGGCCGGCUCUGCCAUGGCAGCGCACACUCGGCGGCUAGCAGGAACUAUCCCGAGGGGUGCACGUGGAUGGGCGUGCGGGAGCGGGUGCGUGGCCGGUGGGCGGCGCAGAUCCGCAUCCCGGGCACCCGCACCAGGCUGUGGAUUGGCAGGUUCGAGCUAGCUGUGCAGGCGGCACUCGCCUACGACACCGCGCUCUUCUGCUUCCAUGGCCCCGACCGCCUGCCCAGCCCGCGCAGGUUCAACUUCCCGGCGGCGCCGCGCCCCAUAAUCCCUGAGGACAAGCGUGCCACGCUCACCCGUGCCGACAUCAAGCGCAUCGCGGAGAGCCACGCCCGCUUCUUGGCCAACUUCUACGUCGGUGAGCUGCCCGCCGUUAACCCUGCAGCAGCUUCACCACCACCACCAUCGGCGGCGGCAGCAGAUGGUGCUGCUGUUGUUGCCGAUGAUCAAGCAACCGCUGCUACUGAUGGUAGCAACGACAACAACUGA